Falco peregrinus (peregrine falcon) is the source of this 2841-nucleotide messenger RNA. RefSeq names its product family with sequence similarity 169 member A (gene FAM169A). The coding region runs from base 100 to 2115 and encodes 671 amino acids. The transcript has 13 exons. NCBI's taxonomy places the organism in Eukaryota, Metazoa, Chordata, Aves, Falconiformes, Falconidae. The record is from RefSeq and is a predicted model, not a curated record.
CGGGCAGCGGCACUGUGCUAAGCGGAGGUGAGUCGGUGGCGCCGCCCACUCGGUCUCCAUUCAUUGCCGCGCCGCGGGGGCUCCCGGCCGACUGAGAGUAUGUCAUUCCCUGUGGAUAUGUUGAACAGCAGCACUCAUAAGGACUUGGAGACCUCAGCAGAAGAGUAUUUGUCUGACCUUCGGAGACAGAAUCCACACUUUCCCAAAUUCCUGUCUCUGCCACGCCAUGGCAAAGUUCCUAUUGUCUUGUCAGCUGUGGGCUUCGUUCCUCUUUAUGGUGAAGAGCAGACACACAAAGUUCUUGCUUUGUUUGCACCAGAGGACUUGCUCACAGCUGUGGCCCUGUACCUUGGUAACCAGUGGUGGUCAGUUGAUGAUAUUGUGAAAACAUCUGUCCCUGCCAGAGAGGGCCUUCAACAGGUGAAAUCUCUUGGAGAGAGGAUUGUUCUCUACGUUCUGAAUAGAAUUAUCUAUCGGACGCAAGAAAUGGGAGCAGCUGAGACACCAUUUCUCUGUCAUGGUAGCAAUGAAUAUGCAAAGAUCAUGUGGAAAAAUGGAGAGGCCAUUGGGUUCUAUUCUGUUAAACUUACAGGAAGUGUUUGCCGGUCUUAUUAUCAGAAUUACAAGCUGCCAGUGCUAGACACAAUCUUCGUAAGAAAGAAACAUCGUGGGAAAGACUCUGGGCUAAUCAUAUUGGAAGACUUCGUGGAUUCCUUUAGUGAUGAUUGUCUUGGCCUACAGUAUCCACUGUCGUCAUUUGUGUACACAGCUUGUAAGCAAUACCUUGAGAAGUACCCUCAGGAUUGUAACCUUUUGUGGGAAGUGCAGGGACCAGGACUUUGGUACCAGAGAACUUCUAUUACAUCUAUAAGGGAAAAGGAAAACUUUGAAACUGCAGCAGAGGCCUCCAUGAAACAAAAUCAGAGUGUCCAAGCAGAGGAGUAUGCCAGGAAGACUGCAACAGUAUCUAAAGCAAGUGGACAGAAGACUGAGCUAGAAACACAGUUAAAUGCAGAUUCUCAAAAAGGUGAAGAAUCAGUACAUGUCUGUGCAAGCACAUCUCGAGACUCUAACAAAGCUCCUGGUGCCAUUUGGCUACAAAGCAGUAGUUUAACACGUCCCAGGAUAGCAGGAAGCAGCUGGGAACCUGGAACUUCAACACGAGUUCAUGAGAAAGUGCUUCAUGUGUCAAAAAGCAGGCUGGAAUUUCCUGCCUGCACAUCUGGAAGGUCUGAAAGCUUGUCAGUGAUAUUAGAGGAUUCUGCUAUUGUGGAGCAUGAUGAAAUGAUUGCUGAAGAUGAGGACCUGUCUGUAUCAGAAGAGGAGCUACAUGUAUCACCCCCUGAGAAGCAGAGUGAGAAGGAGGAAACUCCAUCAGAACCUCAUAAUGGUGAGGUAACAGAAGAAGGGGGUAAGACCCCACUUAUGUCUGAAGAGGAAACAGCAAAUGAAGUUCUAUGUGGUGAACCAGAAUUGCAGCCUGAGGGUCAAGGGGAAGAACCUUUAACACUGUGUGUUCCAUUAAUCCUUGAGUCUGAGGCAAAACCUUCAGAAGACACUGUAUCAGAGAAGGUUUCAAAUGCAACUGAUUCAGAAGUGCUGGCAGAAGGAGGUACAUUAGUAGAGGAGGAGGGUACUGAAGAGCAGCAAGAAUCUGAAAAGAUCGCUGUUGAAAAUGCAGCUGCUUUGGCAUUGAAGGAAGAGCCCUCUGAUAAUGGCCUGCCCAGCUCUAUGGUAACUGAAGCAGUAGAUGAAUCUGUUUCUGAAAACAUGUUGCCCAAAACAACUUCCUCAUUGGAAGAUCAAAAUGAGGAAGCAGGGCACAACUCACAGGAGGCCCCUGUUGGCUUGAGUCAGAGUUCUUUGAUAGUGGUUGAACUUGAAGGUGUUUCUUUUCAGCAGCUUCCUGGACAGGAAGGACCGAAGAACCAAUUGGAAGAGCACUCAGAAGAGUCUCCUGAGCAGAUGGAUCAGUACACGCAGACAACAGAGCGGGCUGCUGACAGCAGCUCUGAGGAAGCAGAAAUUGAGGUGCCCAUUGUUGAUCGGAGAACCUUGCGAAGAAAGGCCAAAGGCUACAAAGGUCCACUCAAGAAAAAAGGAAAGCCAGCUUAGAAAUGAAAUACUGAUUGUUAAUUUGUUUAUUUAUAAGAAAGUUAUUAUUUUGUGUAAAACACUAGGGUGUAACUAAACCAUAUGGGACAUGGACACAUGUUUAAAAUUCUGGGUUGGACUUCCUCUUGGGAUUCAUCACCUUUCCUCAAGUGUUUUUGAAUUUUUAGCCACUAGAUGUUAAGCUUCAUCUGAGUGUGAAAGUAAAUAGCCAGUCUCCUCCUUUUAUAAAGGAUACAUGCUGAAUAAAUACAACUGUGCUAGCAAAGGGAACAGUUUGCAUAUUGAGAUUAAGAGAAUGUAAGAUUCUGUAAUUCUAGGUCUCAAAAUAUGCAAGAAGGUGUAAUCCAGCAGAUUAAAACAGCUUCUCUCUUUGAGAAUAACUUGGAACAGCUGAGUCAGUAGAAACAUGGUCAGUGCAGUUCUGCCAUAGCACUCUAAUAAUGAAGUUCUUUAUGUGAAGAUUAAGAGAUGCCUACAAAGUAAACAAUCUGUAGUUUCCAAAGUGAGCAUCUUGGUAAAACUAAGUUUUCCCAGUACAUAUACAGAAGUCUGAACUGCAUUCCUAACUACUUGCAUGUGUUUGAGUGGUUACUUGGUUAAUUGUUAUGUUACAGGAAAAGGGUAUGACAACUUUUUAUCUCGUUUUGGUCUGAAUGGAAGCAGUGCUUUGUAUUUUCCAAAUACUAGGCGGGUGCUGUGGGGUAACUAUUAAAAUGCUGUCUGCCA